AUGGUGCUGGAGUCGGUGGUCGCGGACUUGCUGAACCGCUUCCUGGGGGACUAUGUGGAGAACCUGAACAAGUCCCAGCUGAAGCUGGGGAUCUGGGGCGGUAAGCGAGAGGGGCGCGGCCGGCGGGCUGCGGGCGCUGAGGGCCCACGCCGCGGACUCCUCCCGCCGGGCUCCUGCCCUGGCCCUGCUCAGUCUGCCGCCCGAGACUCCGCCUCCGGGCAGGCGCCCUGCGGGACCCCCUCGCGGUGCGACAGGAGCGAGGUGCUGGAGGCCUGUGCCCGCCCCGGCCCCCCGCGAGCCCCCGGGCUGCCGAGGUCCCCUCCCGGGAUGGGGAGAAAUAGUACUCAGACUUGGUGCUUUGGUAACCAUUCUGCUAGGAAGUUCUGCCACACCACUCAUUAUCGUGAGAUUCCUGAAUUGUAUGGAAAGGGGGAAAGCUCCUUGGUAACAUGGCAGCCUCCACCUUUCUUUGCGAAGACUUCCUGUUUUAAUAGGGAAAUGGAGAGAUAUGAAUUGGAUGUUCCUUUUAAAGUCAAGGCUGGCCAAAUUGAUAAAUUAACUCUGAAGAUUCCUUGGAAAAACUUGUAUGGAGAAGCAGUUGUUGCGACCUUAGAGGGAUUAUACCUGCUUGUUGUUCCUGGAGCAAAAUGCAUGAGUAAUCAGAUGAUCAGGUGUCUUUUAAAUGCUUUGCAUUCUGGUUAUUGCUGCCAUGCGGAUGCAGGCGCACAUUCAGGGGAGUUCAUAUAUGGCUUGGAAAACUUUGUUUACAAGGACAUCAAGCCUGGACGUAAACGUAAAAAGCACAAAAAACAUUUUAAGAAACCUUUUAAAGGUCUUGAUCGCUCAAAAGUUUUCCAGCCAAUAUCGGCCUCUGCAAAACUCUACAUGAAUCCUUAUGCAGAAACAGAGCUCAAAACACCCAAACUGGACUGGAACAUAGAAGUACAAAAUAUUGCCAUUGAACUCACCAAGCCUCAGCUUAUGCAACUUGAUAGUCUUAGUGCCUACUGGAAUGUAAACUGCAGCAUGUCUUACCAGGGAUCAAGGGAACAGAUUUUGGUGAUUCGGUCUGGGCAGAAACUAAGGAAAAAGUCUGCUGACAAAGGCGAGAAACGUGGAGGCUGGUUUAGUGGGUUUUGGGGUAAAAAGGAAUCUAAGAAAAAAGAUGAAGAAUCAUUGAUUCCUGAAAGACUUACGCAUAUUAUUGAAACUCGAAAAGUUCUUGAUUUAAGGAUAAACUUGAAGCCUUCUUAUCUAGUAGUUCCACAGACAGGUUUCCACCACGAAAAGUCAAACCUGCUGAUCUUAGAUUUUGGUACAUUUCGGUAUGUUGCCCACAUAAUGACCCUGAAGUUAGUAAGCACCUCUAUUACAAUCAGAGAAGACAGAAAUAUUCCAGAAAUACUAAAAAUUCAGGUAAUUGGCCUGGGCACUCAAGUAUCUCAGCGACCAGGAGCACAAGCACUUAAGGUAGAAGCAAAAUUAGAACACUGGUAUAUAACAGGUCUGAGACAGCAAGAUACUAUACCAUCACUUGUGGCUUCAAUUGGUGAUACUGCAUCAUCCUUGCUUAAAAUAGAGUUUGAAACCAAUCCAGACAAUAGUCCUGCUGACCAGACUCUGAUUUUUGAGUCUCAGCCUGUGGAGGUCAUCUAUGAUGCUAAAACCAUCAAUGCAGUGGUUGAUUUCUUUCAAUCAAAUAAGGGAUUGGAUCUUGAGCAAAUAACAUCAGCUACAUUGAUGAAGCUGGAAGAAAUUAAAGAGAAAACAGCUACAGACCGCUUGUAUAGUCCUGAAUUGAUCCUUGCUGCCGCUGGAAAGGGGGAAAAGGAAGUAGAAUUGGAGCUGAAUUCUAAUGGCCUCAACAGUAAAGAUCAAGGUUUACAGAAGACUACUAAUUCAUCUUUGGAAGAAAUAAUGGAUAAGGCAUAUGACAAGUUUGAUAUUGAAAUAAAAAGUGUGCAGCUACUCUUUGCUAGAGCAGGUGUCCUCAACUCCUGUUAUUUUAGAUUUAAAGUAACAGGAGGACUUCCUUUGAUGCACGUGAGAAUUUCUGACCAGAAGAUGAAAGAUGUGCUGUGUUUGAUUAAUAGUAUACCCUUGCCACAGAAGUCCUCUGCACAGUCUCCAGAGAGACAGUUCGUAGAUAAACACGGAUCCAAAAAGAAACCCCUUCACUUGAUUAGCUCUUCUGAUAAACCUGGAUUAGAUCUUUUAAAAGUGGAGUAUAUUAAGGCUGAUAAGAAUGGACCUAGUUUUCAAACUACUUUUGGAAAAACUGAACAAACAGUGAAGGUGGCCUUUUCAUCUUUAAAUCUGUUGCUACAAGCACAAGCUCUUCUCUCUUCUAUUAAUUACCUGACAACCAUUAUUCCGUCGGAUAAUCAAGACAUAGGUGUUGCCAAGGAGGUACAAAUUCCACCUGAAAAACAACAAAAAAAUUCAACUCUACAGAAAGGUAUGAAAACACAUUUUAAUUUCUUGUUGGAAAGGAACUUCCUGAACAAUUUCCAGACAGCCAAAGAGUCCCUGAGUGCCGCCACUGCCCAGGCUGCAGAAAAGGCUGCCACAAGUGUGAAAGAUCUUGCCCAGAGGAGUUUUCGUGCUUCCAUCAAUAUUGAUUUGAAAGCACCAGUUAUAAUCAUCCCACAGUCUUCCGUUUCCACCAAUGCAGUAGUGGUAGAUCUGGGGUUAAUCAGAGUGCAAAAUCAGUUCAGUCUGGUGUCUGGUGAAGACUACGUAAAUCCUCCAGUAAUUGAUAAAAUGGAUGUUCAGCUAACAAAGCUCACGCUUUCUAGGACAGUGAUCCAGCCAGGCAUCUCCCAUCCUGAUAUUCAGAUGUUGCACCCAAUUAACUUGGAGUUUUUUGUAAAUCGGAAUCUAGCUGCAUCUUGGUACCACAAGGUGCCUGUUGUAGAAAUUAAAGGACAUCUUGAUUCAAUGAAUGUAAGUAUGUGAGUGAAGAAAACUUCGUUAUUGAAAUCUUAAACUCUGAAGACUUUCUCAGUAUAAAUCCAAAGGAAAUGUAGAAUUUUAUACCGAAUGGCGUAAGAAAAAUUUCAGUGAGACAUUGUCCAACAAGGUGAAAUUAAAGAGCCCCUUGAAAUCUCUAUAUCACAACAAGAUGUACAUGCUUCAAAAGAUACUUUAACAACUGGAGUGGAAGAAAUUAGAUCUGUAGACAUCAUUAAUAUGCUGCUGAAUUUUGAAAUUAAAGAGGUUGUGGUUACUUUGAUGAAAAAAGCAGAAAAGAAAGGAAGGCCUUUACAGGAAUUAAAUAUCCUGCACCUUGGAAUGGAAGCUAGAGUCAAAACCUAUGACAUGACUGCCGAAGCUUAUCUUAAAAAAAUUAGUAUGCGAUGCUUUGAUUUCACUGUAUCUAGCAACGCCUCUCAGAAGGAUGUGUUUGAUUUAAAGGUCACAGCUGAAUUAAAUGCAUUUAAUAUCUUUAUCUGUGAUCAGAAAUGUAACAUUGCAGAUAUUAAAAUACAUGGAUUGGAUGCCUCUAUUUCUGUGAAGCCAAAGCAGACUGAUGUGUUUGCCAGACUUAAAGAUAUCAUAGUUACAAAUGUAGAUUUGCUGUCCAUUCACAAAAAGGCCGUCUCUAUUUUGGGAGAUGAAGUCUUUAGGUUCCAACUGACUCUUUAUCCUGACGCCACAGAAGGAGCAGCCUAUGCUGAUAUGUCUAAAGUGGAUGGCAAACUUAGUUUCAAAGUGGGUUGUAUUCAGAUUGUUUAUGUUCAUAAAUUCUUCAUGUCUCUUUUGACCUUGUCACAUUUGGGAAUUCUCAGUCAGGUAUCUAAAGGAUUAUUGAAUCCAAAUGGGAAAAUGUUGGCUCUAUUGAAUAGCAAGAGUACUUAUUUGAUUGUGGAAAUGGUUGUUGGCAGAACUAUUUUGCAAGCUGGUUCUCCACAAUAUGACAUCGAAAUUUUAAAACCAGUCAACAUGCUUUUGUCCAUACAGAGAAAUUUAUCGGCAACAUGGUAUGUGCAAAUUCCUGGGAUGGAGAUAAAAGGAAAACUAAAACCUAUGCAGGUUGCUCUCAGUCAAGAUGACUUGACAACUUUAAUGAAAAUUUUGCUAGAAAAUCUUGGAGAAGCUUCUUCACAGCCAAGCCCCACCCAGUCUGUGCAGGAAGCCAUGAGAGUGAGAAAAGUAGAUGUCCCAAGUGGACUUGACCACCUCAAAGAACAGGAAGAUUUGACAGACCCAAAGCUUUCUGUGAACCAGAAUGUUACUCUCCAGUUUGACUUUCACUUUGAAUCUCUUUCCAUUAUUCUUUAUAACGAUGAUGUCAACCAGGAGUCCAAACUUUCAUUACAUAAUGACACUUUCCGGCUUGGUGAACUCAGACUACAUUUUAUGGCCUCCGCAGGGAAGAUGUUUAAGGAUGGCUCAAUGAAUGUCAGCAUUAAACUUAAGACGUGCACCCUUGAUGAUCUCAGAGAAGGCAUUGAGAGAGCAACAUCGAGAAUGAUUGACAAAAAGAAUGACCAAGAUAACAACAGUUCUAUGAUUGAUAUAAGUUACAAACAAGACAAAAAUGGAAGUCACAUUGAUGCUGUUCUUUACAAGCUGUAUGUAUGUGCCAGUGUGGAAUUCCUGAUGAUCGUGGCAGAUUUCUUUAUCAAAGCUGUGCCUCAGAGUCCAGAAAAUAUGGCAAAAGAAACACAGUUUCCAAGACAGACUGUCACAGGGAAAGUUAAGACAGAGAAAGAUGACUCUGUGAGACCAAACAUGACUUUAAAGGCCACAAUUACAGACCCAGAAGUGGUAUUUGUUGCCAACCUGACCAAGGCUGAUGCUCCUGCUCUGACAGCCUCAUUCCAGUGUAACCUCUCUCUGUCAACAUCCAAACUUGAGCAGAUGAUGGAAGCUUCUGUGAGAGAUCUGAAAGUGCUUGCUUGCCCUUUUCUCAGAGAAAAGAGAGGGAAAAACAUUACCACAGUGUUACAGCCGUGCUCUUUAUUUAUGGAAAAAUGUACAUGGGCUUCAGGAAAACAAAAUAUAAAUAUUAUGGUUAAAGAAUUUAUAAUUAAGAUUUCACCCAUAAUUCUUAAUACUGUGAUGACAAUCAUGGCUGCUAUGUCGCCAAAGACAAAAGAAGAUGAAUCCAAAGAUACAUCUAAGGAAAUGGAAAAUCUUUGGGGUGUCAAAUCUAUUAAUGAUUAUAACUCUUGGUUUCUUGGUGUUGACACGGCAACAGAAAUAACAGAGAAUUUCCAAGACAUCCAACAUCCAUUGAUAGAGGAAAAUUGUGCUGUUGUUGUGGAGUCAAUUCAAGUUACCUUAGAAUGUGGCCUUGGGCAUCGAACUGUCCCCUUAUUAUUGGCAGAAUCUAGGUUUUCAGGAAAUAUUAAAAAUUGGACUUCCCUAAUGGUUGCUGCUACUGAUAUGACACUAGAGGUUCACUAUUACAAUGAGAUCCAUGCUGUCUGGGAGCCACUGAUUGAGAGAGUAGAGGGGAAGAGACAAUGGAAUUUAAGGCUUGAUGUAAAGAAGAACCCAGUCCAGGAUAAAAGUUUGAUGCCAGGAGAUGAUUUUAUUCCUGAACCACAAAUGGCAAUUCGUAUUUCUUCAAGAGAUACAAUGAAUAUAACAAUAUCCAAAAGUUGUCUUAAUGUUUUCAACAAUUUAGCAAAAGGUUUUUCAGAGGGUACAGCUUCUACUUUUGACUACUCUUUAAAAGACAAGGCUCCUUUUACGGUAAAAAAUGCUGUGGGUAUUCCCAUUAAGGUUCGGCCCAAUUGUAAUCUCAGAGUAAUGGGCUCUCCUGAGAAAACUGAUAUUUUUGAUGUUGAUGCUGGCCAGAAUUUGGAAUUGGAAUAUGCCAGCAUGGAACCUUCACAUCAGGGGAAACAAUCUACAUUGAGCCGUCAAGAAAGCUCCUACUUCACUCUGACCUUUGUACCUCAUGGGUAUACAGAAGUUGGGAAUAUCCCUGUUGCCAGACCUGGACGGCGAUUGUAUAACGUACGGAAUCCCAACACCAGUCAUUCCGACUCCAUCGUGGUACAGAUUGAUGCAACUGAAGGGAAUAAAGUAAUCACCCUUCGCUCACCUCUCCAGAUUAAAAACCAUUUCUCUAUUGCAUUUAUCAUCUAUAAAUUUGUUAAGAAUGUUAAACUAUUGGAGCGCAUUGGAAUAGCCAGACCUGAAGAGGAGUUCCAUGUUCCUUUAGAUUCAUAUAGAUGUCAAUUGUUUAUUCAGCCAGCUGGACUCUUAGAGCGUCAGUACAAAGAAUCCACCACUUACAUUUCCUGGAAGGAAGAACUUCACAGGAGCAGGGAAGUCAGAUGCAUGUUGCAGUGUCCGUCAGCAGAAGUCAGCUUCUUACCUCUCAUAGUGAAUACAGUUGCUCUGCCUGAUGAAUUAAGCUACAUAUGUACACAUGGGGAAGACUGGGACCCAGCUUAUAUUAUUCAUCUUUAUCCUCCUCUCACUUUGCGGAAUCUUCUCCCGUAUUCUCUAAGAUAUUUACUUGAGGGAACAGCAGAAACUCAUGAGCUGGCAGAAGGCAGUACUGCCGAUGUUCUACAUUCGAGAAUCGGUGGAGAAAUAAUGGAAUUAGUCCUGGUGAAAUACCAGGGCAAAAACUGGAAUGGACAUUUCCGCAUAAGUGAUACACUUCCCGAAUUCUUUCUUGUGUGUUUUUCUUCUGACUCCACAGAAGUGAUGACAAUUGACCUGUCGGUACACGUCAGGCGAAUUGGCAGCCGGAUGGUGCUGUCUGUCUUUAGUCCCUAUUGGCUAAUCAACAAGACUUCUCGCGUUCUGCAGUAUCGUUCAGAAGAUGUUCAUGUGAAACAUCCAGCUGAUUUCAGGGAUAUUAUUUUAUUCUCUUUCAAGAAGAAGAACAUUUUUAGUAAAAAUAAGGUACAAUUAAAAAUUUCAACUAGUGCCUGGUCUAAUAGUUUCUCGUUGGACACAGUGGGAAAUUAUGGUUGUGUGAAGUGUCCUGCCAACAAUAUGGAAUACCUGGUUGGUGUUAGCAUCAAGAUGAGCAGUUUUAAUCUUUCACGAAUAGUCACUCUGACUCCCUUUUGUACCAUUGCAAACAAGUCAUCAUUAGAACUAGAAGUUGGUGAAAUUGUGUCUGAUGGCUCAGUGCCGACUAUUAAAUGGAACUAUAUUGGUUCAUCAGAGUGCCUUCCAUUUUGGCCUGAAAAUUUGUCAGGCAAACUUUGUGUGAGAGUAGUGGGCUGUGAAGGAUCUUCCAAACCAUUCUUUUAUAACCGCCAGGAUAAUGGCACUUUAUUGAGCAUAGAAGAUCUGAAUUGUGGUAUCUUGGUGGAUGUAAACACUGCUGAACAUUCAACUGUUAUAACUUUUUCUGAUUACCAUGAAGGAUCUGCACCUGCUCUGAUAAUAAACCAUACACCUUGGGACAUCCUCACAUACAAACAGAGUGGGUCACUGGAACAAGUGGAGUUGCCACCAAGACAAGCUCGACUUUUUGCCUGGGCAGAUCCUACUGGUACCAGAAAACUUACCUGGAAAUAUGCAGCAAAUGUUGGGGAACACAAUCUGUUAAAGGAUGAAUGUGGACAGUUUCCCUAUGAUGCAAACAUUCAGAUACACUGGGUAUCAUUUCUGGAUGGGCGCCAGAGAGUUUUGCUUUUCACCGAUGAUGUUGCCUUGGUUUCCAAAGCACUGCAGGCAGAAGAAAUGGAACAGGCCGAUCACGAAAUAACCUUGUCUCUCCACAGUCUUGGGCUUUCACUGGUUAACAAUGAAAUCAAACAGGAAGUUUCAUAUAUUGGGAUAACCAGUUCUGGUGUUGUUUGGGAGAUGAAACCAAAACAGAAAUGGAAGCCGUUUAGUCAAAAGCAGAUAAUCUUAUUGGAACAAUCCUAUCAGAAAUACCAAGUUUCAAGAGACCCUGGCUGGAUUAAGCUAGACAGUAAUUUUGAGGUCAAUUUUAAUAAAGUUCCAAUGGAAAUGCGCCUUCCUAUUCGGUGCCCUAUAAAACGAGAUUUUUUAUCAGGGAUUCAGAUUGAAUUUAAGCAGUCUCGUCACCAGAGAAGUUUAAGGGCCAGGUUGUACUGGCUUCAGAUUGAUAAUCAAUUACCAGGUGCAAUGUUCCCUGUUGUAUUUCAUCCCGUUGCCCCUCCAAAAUCUAUUGCUUUGGAUUCAGAGCCCAAACCUUUUAUAGAUGUGAGUGUCAUCACAAGAUUUAAUGAGUACAGUAAAGUCUUACAGUUUAAGUAUUUUAUGGUCCUCAUUCAGGAAAUGGCCUUAAAAGUUGACCAGGGGUUUCUGGGAGCCAUUGUAGUACUGUUUACCCCAACAACUGACCCUGAAGCUGAAAGAAGACGGACAAAGUUAAUCCAGAAAGAUAUUGAUGCUUUAAACACAGAAUUAAUGGAGACUUCAAUGACUGAUAUGUCAAUUCUCAGUUUCUUUGAGCAUUUCCAUAUUUCUCCUGUUAAGUUGCAUUUGAGCCUUUCUUUGGGUUCUGGAGGUGAAGAAUCAGGCAAAGAAAAAGAGGAAAUGAUUGCAAUUCAUUCUGCCAACCUGUUGUUGAAAAGCAUAGGUGCUACUCUGACUGACGUGGAUGACCUUAUAUUCAAACUUGCUUAUUAUGAAAUUCGAUAUCAAUUUUACAAGAGAGAUCAGCUCAUGUGGAGCGUUGUUAGGCAUUACAGUGAACAGUUCUUGAAACAGAUGUAUGUCCUUGUAUUGGGGUUAGAUGUGCUUGGAAACCCAUUUGGAUUAAUUAGAGGUCUGUCUGAAGGAGUUGAAGCUUUAUUUUAUGAACCGUUCCAGGGUGCUGUUCAAGGCCCUGAAGAAUUUGCUGAGGGUUUAGUGAUUGGAGUAAGAAGUCUCUUUGGACACACAGUAGGUGGUGCAGCAGGAGUUGUAUCUCGAAUCACUGGUUCUGUUGGGAAAGGUUUGGCAGCAAUUACAAUGGAUAAGGAAUAUCAGCAAAAAAGAAGGGAAGAGUUGAGUCGACAGCCCAGAGAUUUUGGAGACAGCCUUGCCAGAGGGGGAAAGGGCUUCCUGCAAGGAGUUGUUGGUGGAGUGACCGGAAUAAUAACAAAACCUGUGGAAGGUGCCAAAAAGGAAGGAGCUGCUGGAUUCUUUAAAGGAAUUGGAAAAGGGCUUGUGGGUGCCGUGGCUCGUCCCACUGGUGGAAUCAUAGAUAUGGCCAGUAGUACCUUCCAAGGCAUUCAGAGGGCAGCAGAAUCAACUGAAGAAGUGUCUAGCCUCCGUCCCCCUCGCCUGAUCCACGAAGAUGGCAUUAUUCGUCCGUAUGACAGACAGGAAUCUGAGGGCUAUGACAUUUUUGAGAAUCGUAUCAAAAAGUUGGAAGGAGAGACUUACCGAUACCACUGUGCUAUUCCUGGAAGCAAGAGGACAAUCCUCAUGGUUACUAAUAGGCGAGUGCUGUGUGUAAAGGAAGUUGAAAUCCUAGGCCAUAUGUCCAUAGACUGGCAGUAUCCAUUUGAAGAUUUUGUAUGUCCUCCUAGUGUUAAUGAAAAUGUGCUGAAAAUUUCGGUUAAGGAGCAGGGUCUGUUCCACAAGAAAGACAGUGCCAGUCAAGGCUGUCUUCGGAAAAUUUACCUAAAGGAUACCACCACAGCAGAGAGAGCGUAUCAUGCCAUUGAGGAUGCACAGUCAACGAGACACCAGCAAAAACUGAUGAAGCAAUCAUCUCUGAGACUUCUCAGGCCCCAAAUACCAUCUUAAUCACAGGUCUCAGGGGCAGAGAAACCAAUCAUCAGUCUUGUCCAUAAGUCACUCUGCUUUUAUAUUGCUUUUAUAUUGCUAACGAGACUUUUUCAAGAACUCAUUUAGUUUUAUUGUUCUCGAAUAGCUAGUAUUGGGUUUUCUACUUUUUUCCCGUUUAGGUUUGACUCUAAUUUUGUAACCAUGUGUAUGUUACUAAUCCACUUCUACGCUGCCACUUGAAUGAAUCAGACCACUGAAAGAACGUCCCUUCAAACUCAGAGUGAAAUUUUCAUUAAUAUUAAA
Propithecus coquereli (Coquerel's sifaka) is the source of this 9978-nucleotide messenger RNA. It is a transcript of the gene VPS13C, whose product is annotated as vacuolar protein sorting 13 homolog C (S. cerevisiae). The transcript is spliced from 69 exons. NCBI's taxonomy places the organism in Eukaryota, Metazoa, Chordata, Mammalia, Primates, Indriidae. The record is from RefSeq and is a predicted model, not a curated record. Gene Ontology annotation, biological process: protein retention in Golgi apparatus; protein targeting to vacuole; mitochondrion organization. Gene Ontology annotation, cellular component: extrinsic component of membrane.